Messenger RNA from Salvelinus namaycush (lake trout), 809 nucleotides. RefSeq names its product 39S ribosomal protein L27, mitochondrial-like. The record is from RefSeq and is a predicted model, not a curated record. Lineage: Eukaryota; Metazoa; Chordata; Actinopteri; Salmoniformes; Salmonidae. The transcript is spliced from 4 exons. Gene Ontology annotation, cellular component: ribosome; mitochondrial large ribosomal subunit. Gene Ontology annotation, molecular function: structural constituent of ribosome. Gene Ontology annotation, biological process: translation. The coding region runs from base 29 to 472 and encodes 147 amino acids.
UGACAACGUUGACGUCACGUGAUCCAACAUGGCGGCGCUUGCGUCCUUGAUGUUCAAGUCCAGAGCAGGUCUUCUGCUCCCUUGCCAGUCCUCUCUUGUGGACUGGGUGCGCUUUGCAUCCAAGAAGGCAGGCGGUAGCAGCAAGAACCUCGGGGGAAAGAGUCCCGGUCGCAGAUAUGGCUUCAAGAAAACAGACGGGAACUAUGUCCAUGCUGGCAACAUCCUAGCAACACAGAGGCUCAUGCGGUGGCAACCAGGAGCACAUGUGGGGAUUGGAACCAACAACACCCUUUAUGCCCUGGAGGAUGGCAUUGUCAGGUUCACUAAGGAGGUGUAUGUUCCAGCUCCACGCAGCACUGAGACAUUCAAGGUCAUCACCAAGCUGCCCACGGGAACUGUGCUCUACAAGACCUUUAUCAACAUAGUGCCCAACAAACAAGAGGGCAAGUUCAAACUGGUUGGCAUGUUCUAAAGACUGAUGACUCAUUCAUAUUCCACCCUGUGAAAGCUCAAACCCUACUUUUUCUAUGGACUUGGCGGAUUGAAAGGUUCUGUUCAACCGCGGACUCCUUUGUCGUGAAUGUUGUGGAACUGAGCUGCUGUGUGGUGAGGAGGAUUCUGGAAGUUCUGAGGGAAUUCCUCAAAGCUUCCUGUGUUGUUGUGGUGACCGUUGCCAUAUUGUCAUUGAUCCUGCACAAUUUGACUAUGGUCGAAAGUUUAAUCAACAGGCACCUACCUGACUUAUUGUGCUGUAAGAAAGAACUCCAUCCAAUAAAGUUUUUUAUAAACUGGGUGGUUUGAGCCCUGAA